Oryzias latipes (Japanese medaka) is the source of this 3842-nucleotide messenger RNA. Its product is annotated as semaphorin-4E. Gene Ontology annotation, cellular component: plasma membrane. The record is from RefSeq and is a predicted model, not a curated record. Gene Ontology annotation, biological process: axon guidance; negative regulation of transcription by RNA polymerase II; positive regulation of GTPase activity. NCBI's taxonomy places the organism in Eukaryota, Metazoa, Chordata, Actinopteri, Beloniformes, Adrianichthyidae. Gene Ontology annotation, molecular function: semaphorin receptor binding; chemorepellent activity.
AGGUAACAGCUUGCCGUUACGGAGUACGUCUUUUCCUCGUAAGAUUUUGAAAUCUCCGUGGAAGCCACAGAUAAACUACAAGGUGGAGGUGUUUCCUGUCUUUUUUCUCUGGUCGUGAGCUUGAAUCGGCUCUGCCCUCUACCGUCUGACUGGGGCACCAGAGAACAAUGGACGCGCCUGUCACAAGUGUCGUAGUCCCGGCGGUUUGAACGACGGAGAACGGAGAGAUCCUGUGAACCCGCCGCGCGGGGUUUGUUGGAGCCACCGGAGGAGCAGCUUUUGCAGAGGAGAGAUAUUCUGUCUUCAAAAAGCCCCAGAGACAGAGGAGAAGUCUGUGCCAUCCAUCCCGUCAUGGACAGCCUGCUGAGUCGGGCCAGUAAAUGGGGCCAGUGCUCUACUGACAGAACAGACCUCAUCCCGUCAUAGAUGUUGCAUGCUGCCCUUUAUUCCUGUAUGAGUGACUGUGUGGGAAACACUAGAGCCUAAAUUUCUCUUUUGGAUGAACAAAGGAGCCAUGCAUCCGCUGCUGUCCCUCUGUGUCUUUUCGCUGCUGCUCCCGACAGUAGCACUUGAAGAGGACUUGCCUCCCAUCAGCCGUCCACGCAGAUUCGUCCCCUAUGAUGGCAACAAUGUCCUCCUGUUUCAAGAGGAGGGAGUGUUCAACUACUCCACCAUGCUUGUGAGAGAAGACCUAAACUUAUUGGUGGUGGGUUCCAGGGAGGCAGUGUUCGCUCUUGACCUCAAAAAUGUCUCCAAGAAACACGCCUCAGUUAACUGGAAAGUCCCCUUAAAAAAGGUGAAUGAGUGUAAAAACAAAGGAAAAAAUCCAGAGACGGAGUGUAAAAACUACAUCAGAGUCCUGCACAAAAAGAACAAUGGCAAAAUGUAUGUUUGUGGAACCAACGCUUUUGAUCCGGAAUGUGACUUACUGUCUUACACAAAUGGAACUCUUACUUUGGCGGGGACUGGAGAGGAUGGCAAAACCAAAUGUCCAUUUGAUCCUUACCAGAAACAUGCCUCCCUCAUGGUUGAUGACAGUCUGUAUUCAGCCACUUCAGUAAACUUCCUGGGUACUGAACCCAUCUUUGCUCGCAGCUCACCUCCAAUGCGCACAGAAUUCACAAACUUUUGGCUUAACGAACCCAGUUUUGUAUCCAUGGCUCAGAUACCAGAAAGUAAAGGGAGCAAGGAGGGAGAUGAUGAUAAGGUAUACCUAUUCUUCCGUGAGAUAGCUGUGGAGUUCGAUUACCAGAACAAAAUGGUGGUUUCUCGCGUGGCCCGUGUGUGCAAGGGAGAUAUUGGAGGUGAGAGAACUUUACAAAAGAAGUGGACAUCUUUCUUGAAGACCAGAAUUGAUUGUCCCGUGUUGGAGCUCCAGCUGCCGUACCUCAUCCAGGACACAUACCUCUGGUGUGACCCAAUGCAGGACUGGAAGGGCUGCAUCUUCUAUGCUGUUUUCACUCCACAGAUUAGAGGUACAUCGGAUCUUUCUGCAGUGUGUGCGUAUAAGGUGUCUGAGAUGAGCAAGGUGUUUUCAGAGGGCAAGUACAAAAGCCCCGUCCCCAUCGAAACAUCUUUUAUCAAGUGGGUAACGUUUAGCGGUGAAGUUCCGUUCCCUCGGCCUGGAGCUUGUAUAAACGAUGAAGCUCGUAAACAUGACAUAACAAACACCAUGCUUCUGCCAGACCGGACGCUUCAAUUCGUCAAAGAGAAGCCGCUCAUGGACGAGGCUAUCCAGCCAAUCGGAGGCAGACCUGUACUCGUAGGGAAGGGGGCUCCUUUCACACGUAUCGUAGUCAGCCAAGUGCAACCUGCUGAUGAAGAACCGUACCAUGUCAUGUUCAUAGGCACAGAGGCUGGCACCCUGCUGAAAGCUGUCAACUACAAUGAAGAGGCCUUCAUCAUUGAGGAAGUAAAACUCUUCGAGCAGUCUGGACCAAUCAAAAUCCUCAAGACUUUUAAAGAUAAGCUUUAUGCCGGCUCUGAUUUUGGAGUAGUGCAGAUAUCACCCGCUAACUGUGAAAGGUCGGCGACUUGUGAGGACUGUGUUCUCGCCAGAGAUCCAUACUGUGGCUGGGACGGUACUGAUGGGAAAUGUGUUUCCUUUUCUGACUCAAAAAGAAAACUUAUCCAGAGUUUGAAAGAAGGAAAUGCCUCUCAGUGCCCAAAAAUGGACCCUAAAAAGCCUGUCGAACUGUUCAUAAUGCAAGGCGGGAACAUGAGGCUUGAUUGCCGAUCAGCUACUCAGCUAGCAGAAGUCCACUGGGAAAAGGAACGCCUGGCCCUUUCACCUUCUGCCCAUUUUCACCUUUUAGAAGAUGCGCUGCUCAUUCUCAACGCUUCAGAGACUGAAAGUGGGCACUAUCGUUGUAUCACUGUGGAGAAGUCCAAAACUAGCAUUCAUUACUCCACUGUGAUUGAAUACCAAGUCCAGAUAUACUUACCACGUUCUGAAAUCAAUCCCCUAGCCCAGACCAGUGGUCCAUCUGUAACUGGGCUUCAAACUACUCUUGCCUUCUUUGUGAUUGCUUUUCUUGCCCUUUUGGCCUGGAACUUCUAUAAAAGUCACAUACCUUUGCCUUGCAACACCAAAAAGAAGAAUGUGGAACCCCAGCAGAACCAAGACCAGGAGGCGCCGGCAGCAGCAGCUGUGGAGAAGAAGCCUCUGAUGUCCGAACCUCAGAACAACACCAGCAACAACAAUCACGCCGCUGCGGUGAACGCACGCAGCGAUGCAGACGAGGAGGCUGCUCCCAAACCUCGCCUUUCAACUUUGCAGUUCAUUGACGAUGAAUCAGAAGCUUAGAAAUCCAAUUCUAAGCUGUUAGGAUGUAGCUGCUGUUUGGGUCAGCAUUUCUGGAGCUGUGUAUGUCUCGGAGGCCUUGUAUUUUGGAUUUAAACAGAUAAUUUUUUGGGCAGUUUGGUUUUACUGCUUUAACAAAGCCUGAAACACAGGUCUAGGUACCUGCUUGAGGAAUCAGCAUGUAGCAGCGUUCCUUCCCAGCUGUCCGAGUCGCUACACCAGGAGUUUAAAAAGUCAUGCCUUAAGGGUCAAAUAUUCCUUCUGGAGCUUCCUACUGCUGGAAGACGUCCAAUCCAGGUGCCCAGCAGUAAAUGGGGCUGAGCUUUUCCAGCCCUCACAGUCAAAGGGCUUGUCUUCUGUUAUUUUUCUUCCUUCGGUUUGUGAUGUUCAUGUUGAUGCAAAGAGCGCUCCUAGUUUGGUUUUAAAACAAAGCUCAGUGAUUAAAACCAGGUGUGUUUGAGUGAGGCAACACUGAAGAGGCAGGACGCCGUGUCCUCAAGACCAAGGAAGACCUGCCAAGAAAAUCCGGAACAAUUUGUGACUGCCUCAAGGCCUUCCGUCAUUUUGCUUGAAACCUUUGGGUGUGUGUUUACUAGUCCUCUUUACUUGUUUUCUUUCUGUAGAUCCAUUCACUGUCAUUCAGCAUGAAAUGCGGGGCAGAAAGUUCAGUUUGAGCUGUAAAUAUUUUGGUUUUUUUUUUUUUUGUAAGUUACUGUAAAUAUCAGCCGAGUUACAAGUUUGAAGCUGAACUUAAAAUGCCAUUUUUUUUACCACUUUUUUCUUAAAAACAAUUAAAAGUUUGUUUUUAGACCUUUAACUGUUCAUAUUGACUUUGCAAAUUCAAUUGAUUUGGGAAUUUAGUCUUGUUUUUGACAUGAAAGGUUGGAACAAACCUUUCCUGUGUAAAAGAAAAAUUAAUGCAACUUUCACUUUGUGUUUUAUUAAACUGAGCCAUUUUUUUAUAUGUAUAAUUUACUUUUGUAUUUAACACUUUUAAUCCCUGUUUGAUUUUCAAUAAAACUGGUUUUAAAAGAAAGAG